CAAGACUGUUGUCCGUGUGCGAUCGCGGAAGGGUGCGUAGUCUAGUCUCGCUUGGUGUGCGUAUCCCCACCACGCGGUGUUUUCAUAGCACGGAAUAGAACCAUGUCCACAAACUUAGCACGGAAUAGAACCAUGUCCUACGAAAAGGUAUCGCAGAAACUCGUAUGGCCGUGGGCCGUUCUCAGACUUCUCUCUGCUAAUAUCUUAUUUUAGAAGGCCCUUAAAGUUUAAAGUUACGUACGAAUCUAAGUUUAUGGCUGGUACUUAAUGUAACUUAACUCACUACAAAAGAGUUUGUGCGGAGGCUCUUUAUCGUCGGUCACUACGAGGUUUGUUCGCGUCGCAAAUGUCCCAACAUGCUCCUACUCGCCCCAACACGCCCUAACAGCGAAUUCGGUAGUCUGCAUUAGUGCGCACUGAUUGUGAGUGCGACUUUUUUUAUUGAAAAAGUUUGUUAAAAAAAGUUUUGAAGUUUCAUGAAAGUGUCAUUGAAAAAAAUGAAGCGAAUAGGAGCAUAUUGGGGCACAUGAGACGCGAACAAACCUUACGACAUUAUUUUGUCUUUACGGUUUCACCGCUAGAUGGUACACGUUUGCGGCUUUGUUUCGGCGGUGCAACUUCGGAUUUUGAGGUUAGGGUUGGUGACUCGGUGAAACUGCGGUGGAUGCAGAAAAGCGGUUGGAGUUUUCGGUGCGUCAGAGUGCCGGGCAUUGCUCGUUCAGGCGUCGAGCCAACGAAGUGUCGACGAACGGAAACGACGCACCGAACUAAUUAUCGUCUGUCAUAGUAAUUCGCUUGUGUUCACUGUGCGAGAUAAGUGAGACUAGCAUAUAACGCGGCAUCGCGACUCCGUGACAGGUCUGUUUAUAUCACGCGCUUCGGGCGGCACACGAGAUCGCGGGUGGGCAUCCGUCGCGUCUAAAAAUAGAACGACGGCGGCGGCGCCUACCACGUCGACUAACAAAUUCCGACGGGAAGAGAGAUAUCGGGGUUCUUUGGAAUCUUGGAGACGAGACACGCCGAUGUCACGAGGCCGGAACGCGUGACACGGCAACGUGUGCCACGAUAUACUUGCCUCCCACUUUCUUUCGCGGCUCCGUUUUGUCUUCUGUCUGCGCAGAGCACCGGAAUAUUCUUUGGCGACCGACGGAUUUGCAACCCGAGUCCCGCGUGCCAUUGACACGAGAGCUCGGGUCGUUCGAUCGAAUGUCCGAUUUCGCGAGCGGCGCGAGUCUACGCGAGUCUUUCCAUCGGGAAAUAGGGUCAAUCGUGGUUGUGACUGCAGGCAUUUCGGAGCAACUGUAUCACGACCCGUCGCGUUCUCACGCGAGGCGCGAUUUCGUGUGAUAUUCACGAUUGUCAGAAUCGGCAAUGAUUCCUCAGAAUCUUCCGUGCGUGCGACACGCGUCGUCGCAUGUCGCGGGAUAGACGCGCGUCGGCGGCAGCUGGGAAGAGGAGCGUCGCAUCGAUCUCGCACGGACGCGAAUUAAGAUUCGGCUCGCGAAAAGCAAUCGGGGCGCAAAUGAGGCGCGAGGUGGGCGACGACGCGAGGCAAUCGGCGAGGAAACCGAUGACCGUUCGUUGCGAGAUGGCCGAAUGCGAGUUCCAGUGAGCAAGAGGAAGAUGUCGCAGACCGCUGAUGCCGAAAGUGAGACGGGCUCGAUUUGCGAUGAGGAGCGUGUGCGAAAGCUGUUCCAGGCAUGCGACGGCGACGGUGACGGAUACAUAGACAGCCAGGAUCUAUUGACGGUAUGCCGGGAAUUGAACCUCGAGAAUUCGGUGGAGGAAUUGAUGCGGGAAUUGGGCGCGGACGAGCACGGUCGCAUUUCCUAUCAAGAGUUCCUCAGGCGGCGUCUGGCCUUGCGACCGGAAAUCGAGGCGCUGAGAGCGGGCAAACGCCGGGGCAGUCCGCAUCACACGCACACACCGGAAUAUCUGCCAACCAGCAGCGAUAACAGUCUCGGAACCGUUUCGGGACGACAUGAAAGUUGGGAAUUCGACAGUGGUGCUCGUGAUUUGUCGCCGGAACCUCAUAGUCUUCAGAAAUUGGUGGAGGCAGCCGCCGGCGGGACGGGAAAUAUGCUGGACCUGGCGAAUAAGUUGCACGCGGCUGCGCUGUCAUCCCUGCGGUCCGAAGUGGCCGAAUUGAACUCGCGGCUGGUUGCGGCUACUCGCGCUCGGGAAGCCGCUGAAGCCGCGUUGAUGCGAGCCGAGGUGCAGGCGGUUCGAGCGGAGCAACGAGCGGAGCAGCAAGCGGCUCGACACGAGGAACGACUCACCGAAUUGCAUUCCGUCAUCGCCGAGCUUGGCCGACAGCUGGAGCGGCAUCGCGCCACCGUAAUUGCCGAGGAGGACGAGUCCGAGAUCGAGACGAGCAGGGAUGCCGAAGGUUCCAUCACCAACCCGGUGGAGGAGAGCGAGGGCGGGGGAGAUAUUCAGGGGGAUGGCGAUCGCACUUUAGGGGAUGCCGAUUCCAGCUGCUGCGAAGACGAUACCCGACCGGCGGAGAAUGACAGGGAACAGGACAGUCCGGCCGCGUUGCCGACUCCGGAGCCGACGCAGCAAGCAGCGUCGUGCCAGAGCGUCGCCGUGGAGACGCUGCAAGAAGAGAUCACGGCGUUACGGGCGGAGAUCUCAAGCUUGCAGGCGCAAUUAGCUCAUUUCAAGAGUCAGAAUCAGACCGGCAAUCAGAGGCAACAGACAGCGGGCAGUGAUUCGCCGCGUCGAGAACUUAGAACAAGGGGCAACGCUAGCUCGCCGGAGCCUUUGACAGCGCCGUGCUCGCCGCUUUUACCACCACUACAGACGCCGCCGACGAAGAACGUGACGAGGGAGGAACCGCCGGUUCUCAAAAUGGCAGAGAGGGUGAGAUUGAGGAGGACGGACGAGAGACACAUUACCGGUCCGGAUAUCACUAAUCUGGGGGUAUGUUCCACGAUGGUUGCCGAGCAUCUCGUGUCGGAUCUUCUGGAACAGUCGAAUCUGCAGGAGUUGAACGGUUCCGAAAAGCAGUUCGAAGUCGAGACGGAGCGAUUGAAUAGCAGACUCGAACACGCGCGAGCGAACAACGCGGUUCUCGCUCUCACGUUGCACGAGAGCAAAGCGCAAUGCGACAGGUUGAGUCUUUUGGUCGGCAAGUACGAAUCCAACGCGACUGCGUUGCGACUCGCGCUUUCGUACAGCGAUCGCGCCAUCGAAGCUUACGAUGUUCUAGUCGCAUUACUGGAGAGCGAAAUCGCGCUUUCCACCGAGAGAAACAGCGUGACGAUUGAUAACAGAAGAGCAGCUGAGAAUGUCGCGUAUCACGUUCUGAACAGACUCGAGAACGAUUGUUCAAACACGCUGGGUGCUCCCUGGGAGGACAGCAUGGUCUUAUCGGACGAAUCGGAAGUAACGUGGAAUGUAGAGGACGAGCAACGACUCCGGAGACACAUCAGCAGAUUGAAGGGAGAACGUGCGAUGGUCAGGUCGACGGCGGUCGAGCUCGAGAGCGUGCACGCGGAACCGUUGAACUCGAAGACCACCAUAUCCUUGGCGGAAGCUAGGAAACUCGAUUUGGAAACCGCUGUGCUCAUGCAAGAACUGAUGGCCAUGCGAGAAGAUAAGGCUGAGUUGCGCGCCAGAGUGUUUCUAUUGGAGAAAGAACGCGCUACCAUAGAAUUGAAAUUGAAUGCACGGGACACGCAGAUUGCAGCCCAGCAUGCCACCAUACAGCAUCUUCAGGGUCAGCUGAGUGACGCGGAAGCUAUGCUAGCGAUGGCGACAAACAAGGACCGAGGUUUGAGCGACAAUGAGAGCGAAGGAAUGGAGUCCGAACUGAUCGAAGCGCUGGGUAGAGAAGCAAGACUGAAGGAACGCCUGCAGGAAUUGAUCUCGACUUUGGAUGAAGUUAACAAGAAUUCCGAACUCAGGCAUCAACAAUCGGCUGAACUCGUCAAUGACUUGAAAAGAGCUAAUGGAGCCUUGGUUCAAACUCUGGAAAAAUCCAAGAAGAAAUAUCAGUCUAGGCUGAAGAAGCUGGAGCAGCAGAUGCUGGGAAUGGUAGAGAGGCAUGCCGCGCAGGUAAAAACAUUGAAACAACGAAUAGCUCUGUUGGAAGAGGAAUCAAUGGGCUACAAAGGGAGCAUAGCACUUCAGUCUCAAAGUUCGGGAGCCAGCGAAACGUCAUUAUGACAGUCGAGUGAUUAAGUGGCAAAAAAAAGGCACAAUUCUCAAGCUUGAUGAUUUAAUUACCGUAAUAUGGUUUUUUUUUUUUUUUUUUUUUAAUUUUUCGUCACGAAAGAGCGAAAUUGUGCAAAAAGGAGAUUGAAAACUCACGUAUUUUUGUACACCGAAUAGUUGGCCGAAAGUAAAAAAAACCGCUUAGCUACUCGCUUUUGUAAUUAUAUCAUGGUAUAUAGUGCCGCUGUCCUAAUGAGAAUUUAAAAAGACAUUGAUUCAGAGCUAUAUAGGCCUAUGCAAUGUGUGCAAUAUGUGUAAUAUGUCAGAUACACAAAACGCAAGCAGCCUAUCUAAAAAAAAAAAAAAAACAAAUCCUCCAGCACGUCGUAAAAUUAUAAAUAAUUUGUUAAUUCGUAGCAUAUAUCGCGCUAUCGAUUACAACAGUGAUAACCCGCGUGUACAUAUGUAUAUUAUAGAAGCAUUAAACCAAGUGUGAUACAUAUAAAUUACAGUGAAAUAAAUUGCUUUAUUAUGGGAAUGACCACGAUGCUUCUAUCUGUCGUGAUAAAUACAAAUUGUUUUACACAUUUUUACAUAUAAAUUUUAAUCCUUCGACUGUGGAUCUAAAACAAACCUACAAGAACUGUAGACUGAGUCUUGUGAGGCAACUUUAAGAUCGAAUAUUUUUGCGAAAAAUCAAUAUUUGUUUAAUUUCUUCUUUUCUGAGUCGAAAGUUUGAACGAUUCCGCGUCGAUAA
Pseudomyrmex gracilis is the source of this 4918-nucleotide messenger RNA. RefSeq names its product colorectal mutant cancer protein. NCBI's taxonomy places the organism in Eukaryota, Metazoa, Arthropoda, Insecta, Hymenoptera, Formicidae. Gene Ontology annotation, molecular function: calcium ion binding. The transcript has 15 exons. The record is from RefSeq and is a predicted model, not a curated record. Bases 1597 to 4173 code for a protein of 858 amino acids.